Molecule: messenger RNA, 594 nt
Organism: Vespa crabro (European hornet)
Lineage: Eukaryota; Metazoa; Arthropoda; Insecta; Hymenoptera; Vespidae
Exons: 1
Coding region: 1-594 (197 amino acids)
Source: RefSeq, a predicted model, not a curated record
AUGGAGGGUGCACAGCUGCUGCUCUUCCAGGUCAUACGCAGAGUCAUUUUCUGGAUUGAAGACCACGGGCUAUACGUAUCAGUGCAGAAGCCAGAGAUCGUGCUACUUACGAUGAAACACAUCAACACCUUGCGCAGCUUCAUCUUAGGAGACGCGGCGGUCCAGACUAAGUCGGCUGACAAACACUUAGGUAGAAUUCUCGACAGCAAGUUCAAUUUCGGACAGCACAUAAUUAGAGAAACCGACAAGGCGGUAAAAGUAAUAGCCACGCUUGGUACACUCAUGGCCAACGUCAACGCUCCCCGUCCGUGCAUGAGGCAACUACUGAGGUGCGCUACUGAAGCAGUGUUGCUGUAUGGCGCGGAGGUCUGUGCAGAAGUACUGCGAUACGAGACAUACCGCAAGCGCAUAGUGGCGGUACAGAAGAGGGGCGCUCUCCGAAUCUCGUGCUCCUACUGCACGGUCUCUGAGCCCGCGGUGAUAGAGAUUGCGGGGUUAAUCCCAAUCAAUCUACUAGACCAGGGGGAGACAAUUUUUCCACCAACAAAUGCCCUUUUUGGGAAAGGAAGAGGCAACAAGGUUCGCCAGUUCUAG